AUGUUUUUAUUCAUAUUUUUAUCUUUUCUAUUGUCUAACAAUUUUUUAUUUUUAAAUUUAGGGAUGAUUUUAUUCUUUAAAAUUUUAUUUCUGUCAAGAUUGGUGUUUUCUUGUUUGGCUGCUAUAGGUGGAGAGGAUGAUAGGAAUAUGUCAACUUUAGUACCUGUUGUUCCAAAUUGGUUUGAAGAGGGAUGGAAGAUGGGAUGGGAAGGAUGGGACAUGAAUUGGGAUUUACGUGAACCAAAAUCUGAUGCAGAAGAUGAGCCUAAAGCUAUAAGGAAUAUCUUUUUUAUAAGGCAUGGAAUAUAUUUUAGAAAGAAUAGAACAGUUGAUGAACAAAAGCUUACUCCGCUUGGACGUGAACAAGCCGAAUUUCUUGGUAGACGAUUGGCGGAUGUUAAAAACGAGUACAAAUUUGAAAAAUGUGUAUUUUCUACAAUGCUUAGAGCAAGACAAACUGGUGAAAUAAUAAUUAAACAAAUGCCUCAUUUAAAAUUUAACUGCAAAUUGGAUUCAAUUUUGGAAGAAGGGUCGCCAUACCCUGCAGAGCCGUUUAAAUCUCAUUGGAGACCGAUAGAACCAUCAGUGUAUCACUCAGAAGGAGCUCGUAUGGAAGCCGCUUUUCGAAAAUAUAUUCAUCGUGCUGACCCUUCGCAGAAAAAAGAUAGUUAUGAACUUAUUGUUUGUCAUGCGAAUCUGAUUCGUUAUUUUGUUUGUAGGGCUCUUCAAUAUCCACCUGAAGGAUGGGUGCGUUUUAAUGUGGCACAUACCUCAAUAACUUGGAUAUUAAUUCCACCAAGUGGUAAUGUAAUUGUCAACACAGUGGGUGAUGUUGGACAUUUGCCUCCCGAUAAACUUACUUUUCACAAUGUUUAA
Meloidogyne enterolobii is the source of this 876-nucleotide messenger RNA. The record is from the annotation of a GenBank genome assembly. Lineage: Eukaryota; Metazoa; Nematoda; Chromadorea; Rhabditida; Meloidogynidae.